Messenger RNA from Babjeviella inositovora NRRL Y-12698, 1840 nucleotides. It is a transcript of the gene CCT7, whose product is annotated as chaperonin-containing T-complex subunit. Gene Ontology annotation, biological process: protein folding. NCBI's taxonomy places the organism in Eukaryota, Fungi, Ascomycota, Pichiomycetes, Serinales. Gene Ontology annotation, molecular function: ATP binding; ATP hydrolysis activity; ATP-dependent protein folding chaperone. The record is from RefSeq and is a predicted model, not a curated record. Gene Ontology annotation, cellular component: chaperonin-containing T-complex. The transcript has a single exon. The coding region runs from base 108 to 1775 and encodes 555 amino acids.
UCGUGAAAAAUCCGGCCGAGAGCGCAUCGAGAACCUUCCACAAACACCAUAUAAUCGAUACCCUUGUUCCACACAAACAUCUAGCUCUAUCCCCCACACACAUCACAAUGAAUAGCACUCCCACUGUCGUUGUCUUAAAGGAAGGUACUGAUGCCUCUCAAGGCAGAGGCCAGAUCAUCUCCAACAUCAAUGCCUGCUUGGCCAUCCAGGACACAUUGAAGCCGACCUUGGGUCCGUUGGGGUCGGACAUCUUGAUUGUCAACUCCCGUGAGGAGGUAACCAUCACCAAUGAUGGGGCCACCAUCCUAAAAUUGUUGGACGUGGUUCAUCCUGCGGCCAAGAUUUUGGUGGAUAUUGCGAGAGCGCAGGACGCUGAGGUCGGUGACGGGACCACCACCGUAACGCUUUUGGCGUCUGAGUUGUUGAAGGAGUCCAAGCAGUUCAUCGAGGAGAACAUUUCCUCGCACAUCAUCGUCAAGGGUUACCGCAGAGCUGUGCAGUUGGCGAUCGAGCAAAUCAAGGCGUUGCAGUACUCUGUGCCAGAGAAGAAGGACACCCACGACGCCGACUUCAAGCAGUUGUUGAAGCAGUGCGCCUCCACCGCGAUGUCUUCGAAGAUCAUCAACUCCAACGCGGCGUUCUUUACCGACAUGGUGGUUGACGCGGUGCUCACCCUCGGGCCGCACUUUAACCCCGCCAUGGUGGGCUGGAAAACGAUUCCCGGUGGCGGCAUGACCGAGACCAGAUUGGUCAAGGGGGUGGCCUUCAAGAAGACCUUCUCGUACGCCGGCUUUGAGCAGCAACCAAAGUACUUCACCAACCCAAAGGUAGUGUGCUUAAAUGUUGAAUUAGAGUUGAAGGCCGAGAAGGACAACGCCGAGAUCCGUUUGGAGAAGGUUUCUGACUAUCAGAACAUUGUGGAUGCCGAAUGGACCUUGAUCUUCCAGAAGUUGGAGAAGAUUGUUGAGAGUGGUGCGCAGGUUGUGUUGUCCCAGUUGCCUAUCGGCGACUUGGCCACCCAGUACUUUGCUGACCGCGGCAUUUUCUGUGCUGGCCGUGUGCCAUCCCAGGACAUGCAGAGAUUGUCUACCGCGCUCGAUGUUAACAUCCACUCCACCGUCUCCUCCGUUACCCCAGAGGACUGCGGUGUCUGCGGCCUGUUCCAGGAAACCCAGAUCGGUGCCGAACGCUACAACUUGUUCACCGACAUCCCCGACACAACUACCGUCACCUUCUUGAUGAGAGGAGGUGCUGCCCAGCAGAUUGCCGAGUUGGAGAGAUCCCUCAACGACGCCUUGCAGGUGGUCAAGAGAACCUUGUCCAACUCUGCGGUCGUUGCGGGCGGUGGUGCUAUCGAGAUGGAGUUGUCCAAGCACAUCAGAGACUUUGCCAAGACCAUUCCGGGCAAGCAGCAGUUGAUCAUGAUCGCUUUUGCCAGAGCGUUAGAGGUGAUUCCAAGAACCUUGGCCGACAAUGCCGGGUUAGACAGCACCGAGAUCUUGAACAAGUUGAGAUCGCACCACGCCAAGGGCGACAAGUGGUUCGGUGUCGAUUUGAGCGACGAUGCUAACUACGAUGCUGUUUCUGUUGGCGAUUUGAUGGAGAAGUGUGUCUGGGAGCCAGCUAUGAGUAAGAUUAACUCCUUGAGCGGUGCCGUCGAGGCCGCCUGUUUAAUCUUGUCUGUUGAUGAGACUGUCAAGAACCAGUCCAGAGAUAACCCGAACGCUGCCAUGGCCCAGCAGAUGGCUGGCAGGGGCAGAGGCAUGCCACAAUAGAGAGUUGAGCACCUGUAUACUAGUCAGUCCAUAUAAGUCGUAUUCGAUAUAAAUUUACGUUAAUC